Molecule: messenger RNA, 2166 nt
Organism: Populus trichocarpa (black cottonwood)
Lineage: Eukaryota; Viridiplantae; Streptophyta; Magnoliopsida; Malpighiales; Salicaceae
Product: probable glutathione S-transferase parC
Exons: 2
Coding region: 77-619 (180 amino acids)
Biological process (GO): glutathione metabolic process
Cellular component (GO): cytoplasm
Molecular function (GO): glutathione transferase activity
Source: RefSeq, a predicted model, not a curated record
UCGCCUCAGUUCCACAUUGCAAAUUGAAAAAGGAAACAAAUUACUGAGAAAAAUCUUGAUUCUCUUUGUGCAACAAAUGGCUAAUGAAGUGGUUCUACUGGAUUUGAAGCUUAGUCCUUUUGCAGCAAGGGUGAGGAUAGCUUUGGAAGAGAAGGGAAUAGAAUAUAAAUCUAAGGUAGAGGACUUGAGCAACAAGAGCUCUACUCUUCUCAAGAUGAACCCAGUUCAUCAGAAAAUCCCUGUCUUAAUCCAUAAUGGGAGACCCAUCUGUGAGUCAAUGGUCAUAGUUCAAUAUAUUGAUGAGGUUUGGAGCCAUAAACCUUCAUUGUUGCCUUCUGAUCCUUAUCGACGUGCACAUGCCAGGUUUUGGGCUGACUACAUCGACAAGAAGAUGUAUCCUACUGGAAGGAAUCUAUGGGCAUCUGAAGGUGAGCUCAAGGAAUCAUCGAAGAAGGACUUGAUUCAGUGCUUUAAAAUCUUGGAAGAAGAACUCGGAGACAAGCUAUAUUUUGGGGAUGAGAGCUUUGGCUAUAUAGACUUGGCACUUAUUUCAUUCCACAGCUUCUUUUACACAUUUGAGACCCUAGGAAACUGGAGCAUGGUUGCCGAGUGUUGGUAGGAGAAACCACUAGUGGUGGCUCUGAUACCAAUUGUUGGGGAUUCCUGCUCCCCAUGCGGAACGGUGGUGUUCAUGAUCAUUGCUCAAAGGAGGCUAAGCAUACUGACACAAUAUUUAACGUGGUUCGGCUAAUCGCCUACAUCCACGGGUGAGAUCAAUAUUAUUAGAGAUAGAGAAAGAAUACAACACACGGAGGAGGAUCACAUCCACUCAACUCCCAUCUCUCAUUGCUACAUAGGGCAGCAGCUGCAUAUGGCAGCAGGGCUGCUGGUGGCAGCCCUUCUCUUUCUUUCUCUCUUCUUCUCUCUUUUGUUCUUGCUCUCUCUCUCUCUUUAUGCUGCACUCUUGGUGUCUAUUUAUAGGCUUCAAUGACAGCUUCUCUUGCUCCUUUGUCAACAAUGGUGGCUGCCAAACUUACCAAACUUUGACAUUGGACAAUGGUUGUUGGCUGCCACCAACAACCCACCAUUGUAGCCUCCUUCUUUGACAAUGUCAAGGGGCUGCAAAUGCUGCAUCAGCAGCCCUCUUUGACUCUCACAUGGCAGCCAUCUUCUUUGACAAUGGCAGCCACAUAAUUGGCAAUAUUCCAACAAUCACCCCCUUUGCCAUUUAUGUGGGUAAUUGUCCUCUUGCCUUUUCUACACAAUGGUAUGGUCAAAACAUAAUUUUGACAACUUUCAUUUUUAAGCAAAAAAUCAAACACCACUUUAAACCAUAAGCUCUGAUACCAAUUUUAGGGAAUUCCGACCGGUGAUGUUCUGAUAUUUGCUCAUAGGAGGUAAAGCACACUGACACAAUAUUUAACGUGGUUCGGCUAAUCGCCUACAUCCACGGGUGAGAUCAAUAUUAUUAGAGAUAGAGAAAGAAUACAACACACGGAGGAGGAUCACAUCCACUCAACUCCCAUCUCUCAUUGCUACAUAGGGCAGCAGCUGCAUAUGGCAGCAGGGCUGCUGGUGGCAACCCUUCUCUUUCUUUCUCUCUUCUUCUCUCUUUUGUUCUUGCUCUCUCUCUCUCUUUAUGCUGCACUCUUGGUGUCUAUUUAUAGGCUUCAAUGACAGCUCCUCUUGCUCCUUUGUCAACAAUGGUGGCUGCCAAACUUACCAAACUUUGACAUUGGACAAUGGUUGUUGGCUGCCACCAACAACCCACCAUUGUAGCCUCCUUCUUUGACAAUGUCAAGGGGCUGCAAAUGCUGCAUCAGCAGCCCUCUUUGACUCUCACAUGGCAGCCAUCUUCUUUGACAAUGGCAGCCACAUAAUUGGCAAUAUUCCAACACCGAGUUCCCUAAGCUCGUGGAGUGGGGCGAGAGAUGCUUGCAAAAGGAGAGCGUCUCCAAGUCUUUAAGUGACCAAACGGAGGUUUAUGAAGUCGUUUUGCAGAUCUUCAAACCGAAGCUGGGGAUUGAAUAAAUAUAUAAUACUGCAAAUGGAGAGUGUAUCCAAGUCCAUUCUAUUGUGGCAUUUUAUGUUUUCUUAACUUGUUCUGGAAGAGUAUUCGGUUGGUUAGUUCAGCCUGAUAAUAAUAAAGGGUUCUUGGAUAUUAAA